Hypoxylon trugodes is the source of this 697-nucleotide messenger RNA. RefSeq lists its product as uncharacterized. The transcript has a single exon. Lineage: Eukaryota; Fungi; Ascomycota; Sordariomycetes; Xylariales; Hypoxylaceae. The coding region runs from base 86 to 565 and encodes 159 amino acids. The record is from RefSeq and is a predicted model, not a curated record.
GACAAUACCUACCAUCAUCUCGCCCUCUAGGAACCCCAUUUGCGACAAAGGUAUACGCACCAGUAUCAAGUCAAAAGACGGUAAAAUGUCGAGGCGCUUGAACUCCAACGCACCCUCUCAUCUUUCCCGACGCACUAAGAGUGAUCAGUCGGAUGAUGAUGCCGCCGUGCCAUCGCUACCACCUUCUUCGCCACCCUCUGACCAAGAGUCAUCGCCAACACCCCCUCCGAGAUCGAACCCUAUCAAUUUCAGGAUUCAAGGCCUUGAUGGAAGACCCUUAUUCCCUGACUCAGCCUAUCCGCUGCCCCUCAGAACGCCAGAACGUCCACAGACAGAUACCGAGGUGCAGGCCGGCCCGAGCAAUGCUUCGAAUGAGAGUGAUAUGAAGGAGCAAAAUUCAGCACCCAAGUUCAAGGAUAUGAUCGAGAUGAUUCAGGCGCACAUCGAGGAGUUGAAGCAGAGGCCGCCGCUUGACACGCCGGUAGCUGACAAGGAGGACAAGAAUGGAAAUGAUGGGGGAAAAGCGUCGGACAGUGAACGAGAAGAGGGGGAGAUAUCGGAGUAAGAAGGUUUACGCUAUUCGUAGUAUGAGAUAUCUACCUCCUUAGAAUGCCGUCGCGGGGGCAUGGAAAUCCGCCUCAUAAUUAUUUUACGAUGCCUGUUAUUCUGUAGUUAUUGAAAUCGGAGUCUUCAUGAA